ACAAUUCGUUAAUCCUGUCGAAUUGAUCACCUCUGCUGCCUCCGGCGUCUCUUUUGGAGCCCUUACCUCCGAUUUUUCAUCUGCUUCUUCACAAUCUUAUGCCUUCGGCCUCUAUGGACCAACGAACAUUUGUCCUACAUCAACUCGCUCUUAUCCGCAGAAUUCAUGUUCUCUCCAAUCGAUAACUCCUUCUACUAUUGCAAUGCGCCGAUUGCAAUUUCUUCUACAGUAUACCUUCGAACAUUGGCCCUUAGAUCUCACUUUUGAGGUCGUUCUUGAAACUUGGCUUAGUGCUUUGCAGCCAUGGAGAUACGCUGAUAUCAGUGAGGUACCUAUAUCCCUAUUGGGGUCUAAUCCUGUUGAAAAUCCAAGGCAUUCUCCGUCCAUUGCUGAUAUGCACCCACAUUCUGGAGAUCUAAAUGUAUCGUCCGAUGCCGGACGAGAUGUUCAUUAUGAUUUUGCCCAAAAUAAUGAAAGGUUGAGAAAUUGGUAG
Protopolystoma xenopodis is the source of this 493-nucleotide messenger RNA. The record is from the annotation of a GenBank genome assembly. NCBI's taxonomy places the organism in Eukaryota, Metazoa, Platyhelminthes, Monogenea, Polystomatidea, Polystomatidae.